Molecule: messenger RNA, 711 nt
Organism: Phycomyces blakesleeanus NRRL 1555(-)
Lineage: Eukaryota; Fungi; Mucoromycota; Mucoromycetes; Mucorales; Phycomycetaceae
Exons: 5
Coding region: 1-711 (236 amino acids)
Source: RefSeq, a predicted model, not a curated record
AUGAAUUAUCAAUCUUCUUUAUCAGUUCGUCCAUUAUCUAUUCCUCCUUUGAGCUAUGUUAUGGCAUCAACAUAUACAUUUGAAGUUGCAAAACAUUCUAUGGACUAUAUAUUUGAAAAAGACAGAGACUACAGUUACAGAUGCAGUGAAGUAAACAGCAUGGGAGCAACAUAUUGUAAAAGAGAAAGAAAAUCUGAAAGAUUGGAUUCUUUCUUUGCACAAAGUCAUCUUUCCUAUGAUGUUGUUAUGCAAGAAAUAUAUUACUGGUUAAACCGGAUUCCUAGAAUGACAAUGGGAGUUAUGCUUGAUGUUUCUCCAGAAACUAUAAGACAUCUCAUUGCUAGUAUUCACCAAUUGAUUCAAAUGGAUUUAACAAACAAUGAUAUGAGAAUUGGAGGUAUUGAUGUCAAUAGUCAAUUCAUUAUUGUUGAAAUUGAUGAAAGUAAAUUUGGAAAGAGGAAACAUCACCAAAGACAUCGAGUAGAAGGUGUUUGGGUUCUGGGGAGUACUGAGAAAACAGCAGAACGAAAAACAUUUUUGGUGACAGUUCCUCAGAGAGAUGCUGCAACUCUCCUACAAGCUGUAUAUGGGGGAUUGUCAUCAGUGGUUGAUAUGAACUAUACUCAUAGAACAGUCAAUCACAAUGUUGAGUAUGUUAUAUCUGAUGGUCUGUGGAAUGGAAUAAAAAUGAACUGCAAGGCCAGAUUGUGA